This is a messenger RNA of Paramecium octaurelia, 1938 nucleotides long. The record is from the annotation of a GenBank genome assembly. NCBI's taxonomy places the organism in Eukaryota, Ciliophora, Oligohymenophorea, Peniculida, Parameciidae.
AUGAGAUAACGAAGUGGUUAGAUAUUGUCACCAGCUAGAGUGAUUCAAAACUUUUAGAUGAGCACCAAGAAUUACACUAGCAAAAAUGCAUCCUAAUCUCCUUUAAAAUUUCUACAAAGGAAUUUGUCACAAAUAAUAUUGAAGGACUUAGUAAAGCCAGAUACAAGUCGUAAGGUGAAUCAUGGGAGUAUUACUGAGAGAGUGCAUAGUCAAUAGCGAUCUAAUUCAAGGGACAAAGCAAAACCACAAACAAAGCAACCCAAGGUUCCAACUGAAAUUAACCUUCCUUUUCAAUAACUAACCAAAGGAAUCAACUUGAUCCUGAAUCAAAAACUAACAAACAAAAAUAAAUUGAUUUUAGAAAAAGGAUCCAUGACUCGUCGAAAUAGUGUUGAAGAUUUAUUAACCAAUUCAGUUUAGAUAGGAGGUAAAUCUUCCUCAAUUGAUAAACUACCGAAAUCAGAAAUUUAGAUCUAUGUUCAUUAUUCGUCAGAAGUAACCUAGAAUUAUAAAUUCUGUGCAAAUGCAACAACAGAUAAAGUGCUGAGUAUGCUUAAGAAUAAGUCUGGAAACUAUUAAGUGGUAGGAUUUGCGACUCUAGAUGAAAAUAUUGGAUUUGAUUAUUACCUUACAAUACCUUUUUUGCCUUUGACCCACAUGGUAGGCAAGACCAUCCGUAUGAAACCCAUUUUUGGAAUUUCCCCUCCCAAACAGCUAAAUUUAAGUUGUUUCUAAUUUUUACAUGUAAUUGGGAAAGGUGGAUUCUCUACAGUGAUAUUAUCUCGAUCCCUAAUUGACGGCAGUUUUAUUGCUCUGAAAUUAAUUAGUAAGUCUUUUGUGGUAUAAAAUGAAAAAUAGGAUUUGGUUUAAAAUGAAAGAGAUAUAUUAAUUGAAACUACAAAUAAAGGUUCAUUAUUUACAUCCAAAAUUGAGUUUGCUUUUGAAACUAAAAAUUGGAUCAUAUUUGGCAUAGAAUAUUGCCCUGGUGGAGAAAUGUUUAGUUAUAUGAAGCGAGUCUAGAAAAUGACUGAGUCUUAAGCUAGAUUCUACAUCACUGAAGUAUGUCUAGCUUUGGGAUUCUUGCAUCAUCAAUAAAUUAUUUAUAGAGAUCUAAAGCCAGAAAAUGUUCUUAUUGAUAUAACAGGACAUAUCCAACUGGCGGAUUUUGGAUUGGCCAGACCAAACAUGCAACCAGAAUAAAAUGCUUAUUCCUUUUGUGGAUCCCCAGAGUACAUGGCUCCAGAAAUGUUCCACAAUGAUGGUCACAACAAUUUAGUUGAUUAUUAUUGUUUAGGAGCCUUGCUCUAUGAAUUUGUUACAGGUCUUCCACCCUUCUACUGUGAAGAUAAGAACAUUAUUUAUACAAGAUUGCUAAACGAAUAAGUCUAAUUCCCAAAAAAACUAAGUCCAGAAAUAAAGGAUCUGAUUAAAUUGCUUAUGAUAAAGGAUCCAAAUAAAAGGUUAGGUUCCAAAAGUGGAGUAGAUGAUAUAUUAGCACAUCCUUGGUUUCAAGAUAUCGAUAUUGCAAAGUACAUCCAAAAAUAGGUGGACCCUCCUUACAUUCCAGAUCUAACAAAAUUAUAAUUUAAAUCACCUACUACUAAUGAUAGAAUAUUAUUCGAACAAUUAAAUCGUGAGCAAAAAUUGAUCAAUCAAUUUAUACCAAUGUUUGACACUUCGUUCUUUUAUCAAUAAAAAAGAUAUCAGUGUUAUGAAUUUGAUAAAAAUUCUUCAACUUAAGUGACAAAAGACACUAUAGAUUCGUUGGUGAGGAAGAGAACUAAAAAUUCUCAGAAUAGUUAAUAAUCCUUAUUAUCCCAAUAAUCUUAGUCAUAAUUGUCUUCAGUAUUAGGUUCUAAUGAAACACUAAAAAAUACUAAAAGUGUAACAAACCUUAAAGUUUAUUAAAAUUUAUUAACUGAACCGUCUAGAAAAUGA